AUGGCCGCGGAUGGAACGCGUGGGGGACGCGGGGCCCUGAUUGUUGUUGAGGGCUUGGAUCGAGCAGGCAAAUCCAGCCAAUGCGAGUUCCUUCAUAAGUCUCUACAAGAGUCUGGUCGUUCCGCGAAGUACAUCAGGUUUCCAGACAGAACGACGGCGAUUGGGAAGCUAAUUGAUAGCUAUCUACGCGGACAAUCUCAAUUAGAUGACCACUCCAUCCAUCUCCUUUUCUCUGCCAACCGAUGGGAGAUUGCCCAGAGCAUCGAGUCGGAUAUCGCAGGCGGGACCAAUGUGAUCAUAGACCGCUACUCAUAUUCCGGUGCAGUCUAUUCGGCCGCCAAAGGCAACCCUUCACUCAACCUAGGCUGGGCCUGGGAACCAGAGAUUGGCUUACCAAAGCCGGACCUCUGCAUAUUCCUCAGUAUAUCCUCUGAGGAAGCCGCGAAGCGCGGUGGGUUUGGUGGAGAGCGCUACGAGAACGAGGCUAUGCAAAGUCGCGUUCGCGAGUUGUUUAGCAGCGUCUUCGGCAUGCAACGAAAUACCAAUAUCCAAACAAUUGACGCCGGGAAGUCUUUUGAAGAAGUGUCGCAGGACAUCUCAAUGGUUGUAAACGAGUGUAUUGCACGUGUGGACCCGGCCAGCCCCCUAGGAAAGCUGGAGUCGAUUCACGGUUUAUGA
This is a messenger RNA of Aspergillus mulundensis, 678 nucleotides long. RefSeq names its product bifunctional thymidylate/uridylate kinase. The coding region runs from base 1 to 678 and encodes 225 amino acids. The transcript is spliced from 2 exons. Gene Ontology annotation, molecular function: dTMP kinase activity; ATP binding. Gene Ontology annotation, biological process: dUDP biosynthetic process; dTDP biosynthetic process; dTTP biosynthetic process. Lineage: Eukaryota; Fungi; Ascomycota; Eurotiomycetes; Eurotiales; Aspergillaceae. Gene Ontology annotation, cellular component: nucleus; cytosol; cytoplasm. The record is from RefSeq and is a predicted model, not a curated record.